This is a messenger RNA of Hibiscus syriacus, 1774 nucleotides long. Its product is annotated as notchless protein homolog. Gene Ontology annotation, molecular function: protein binding. Gene Ontology annotation, biological process: ribosomal large subunit assembly. The transcript is spliced from 13 exons. Gene Ontology annotation, cellular component: nucleolus. The record is from RefSeq and is a predicted model, not a curated record. Lineage: Eukaryota; Viridiplantae; Streptophyta; Magnoliopsida; Malvales; Malvaceae. Bases 100 to 1530 code for a protein of 476 amino acids.
UUCGAUCCGGCGGCAACCAAAAACCUUAAACCUAAUAAACCAAAUUUCCCCUCCAAAGUCUGCAUUUUAUCACUACAGCCAAAAAAAGGAAAAGAGAAAAUGGAGGUGGAAAGAGAGCAAGCAGAGACGGGGAAAAGCGUGAUGUGCUUGUUAACAGACCCGGAAGGAACCACUCUGGGAGGCACCAUAUACCUUCCCCAGAACGUCGGUCCUCUUCAGCUUCAACAAAUUGUCAAUACGCUUCUAAAAAAUGAGGAGAAACUACCGUAUGCAUUUUAUAUAUCUAAUCAAGAGCUUCUUGUGCCACUUGGAAAUUAUUUGGAGAAAAAUAAAGCUUCCAUGGAGAAAACACUAUCCAUAGUUUAUCAACCUCAGGCAGUUUUCAGGAUUCGUCCAAUUAAUCGGUGUUCAGCUACAAUUGCUGGUCAUAUUGAAGCAGUACUUUCUGUUGCCUUUAGUCCUGAUGGAAGACAGUUGGCAAGUGGCUCAGGGGAUACGACUGUCCGACUAUGGGACCUAAAUACUCAGACACCAAUGUUUACAUGCACAGGACACAAAAAUUGGGUUCUUUGUAUCGCAUGGUCACCUGAUGGGAAACAUCUUGUCAGUGGAAGCAAGUCUGGAGAAUUACUAUGUUGGGACCCACAAACAGGAAAGCCUACCGGCAAUCCACUGACUGGCCACAAGAAAUGGAUCACAGGUAUCUCAUGGGAACCUGUCCAUCUGAAUGCUCCAUGCCGUCGCUUUGUAAGUGCUAGCAAAGAUGGUGAUGCCCGCAUAUGGGAUAUUUCCUUAAAGAAAUGUGUUAUUUGUCUCAGUGGCCACACACUUGCGGUAACUUGUGUGAAAUGGGGUGGAGAUGGAGUCAUAUAUACAGGAUCCCAGGAUUGUACUAUCAAAGUAUGGGAAACUUCACAAGGGAAGCUGAUUCGUGAAUUGAAGGGUCAUGGGCAUUGGGUUAACUCACUUGCACUGAGCACAGAAUAUGUUCUUCGCACUGGAGCUUUUGAUCAUACUGGUAAACAAUAUUCGUCUCCAGAAGAAAUGAAGAAGGUUGCUCUAGAAAGGUACAAAAAAAUGAAAGGCAAUGCCCCUGAGAGAUUGGUAUCAGGAUCUGAUGAUUUUACCAUGUUCCUAUGGGAACCUGCUGUAAGUAAACACCACAAAGUUCGCAUGACUGGUCAUCAACAGCUUGUAAACCAUGUUUAUUUCUCACCUGAUGGGCUAUGGGUGGCUAGUGCAUCGUUUGAUAAGUCAGUCAAGCUAUGGAAUGGAGCUACCGGAGAAUUUGUUGCUGCAUUCCGAGGUCAUGUUGGGCCUGUAUAUCAAAUAAGUUGGUCUGCAGAUAGUAGGCUUCUUUUAAGCGGAAGCAAAGACUCCACCUUGAAGGUUUGGGAUAUUCGAACAAAAAAAUUGAAACAAGACCUUCCAGGGCAUGCAGACGAGGUUUUUGCCGUUGAUUGGAGUCCAGAUGGUGAGAAAGUUGCCUCUGGGGGUAAGGAUAGGGUGUUGAAGUUGUGGAUGGGCUAGAAGGCUACAAAUCAAUGUGGAGCCACAUGAUUGAAAUAUCAAGUAUCUUAUUAUAAGAUCAGUGGUGUGUGCAACAGCAGUGAACCAAGAACUACAGAAUCAGCUCAGAUUGAUUGGUACAAACUUCAUCGUGUGACAUUACACAUGCGCUGCAUUGAUCAUUGCUUUCAGGAUUGUUUGGUGUAUAUUAUAUAUACUAGCCAUACGAGACAUUGCAACUGCUGUAAUAUCUUGCAAUGUAAUA